AUGUUUGAAUACCUCAAAUUUGAUUCCAAUCCUACCUUUGAUGUUUUGGCAUCGACGAAGGAGUACGUUGCGAGUCAAGGGAAGGUGGACAAUCUUGAUGGAUGGUAUGCGCCAGACUACGUUCUUCGUGGGCCAGUUAUUGGACCCAUGACCAGACAAGACUUGGAUGGAAAUCGAGACGGACUGGGCAUUUUGGAGGCUUUCCCUGAUCUGGAAGUAGAAAACUUUGGAUUUACCAUUGAUCCAGAGAACCCAUAUCGAUGCUUCUAUUUUCAGCGAUGGAGAGCAACACACACUGGAGACAUGGACUCUUUUGGACAACAUUAUCCAGCGACGGGAAAAGAAAUGGAGACCCCAGUGUCUGUAUUUUCUGUUGUAUUCAAUCCUGAAGGCAAAAUUGUAUACGAACAAGUUGGGGCUGUAGUCGACAGACACGAGGGGAAUACGCAGGGGAAAGCAGCCGUGUUUGGACUGCUACACACAGCUGGAAUGAAGCUGAGCGCAAGUCCAGGCGAUGCAGUCUUUUCGCUCAUUCAACGGAUCGGUCAUAUGUUUGGAUCUGAAAAUGCUGGACGGAGCUGGUCAAAAGAAGAAGACAUUCCAAGUUGGUGGCAGAGCCCAUCACGAGGUGCUGAUGACACUGAACAGUGGUGA
Molecule: messenger RNA, 654 nt
Organism: Cylindrotheca closterium
Lineage: Eukaryota; Bacillariophyta; Bacillariophyceae; Bacillariales; Bacillariaceae
Source: the annotation of a GenBank genome assembly